Messenger RNA from Penicillium waksmanii, 906 nucleotides. RefSeq lists its product as uncharacterized. Lineage: Eukaryota; Fungi; Ascomycota; Eurotiomycetes; Eurotiales; Aspergillaceae. The record is from RefSeq and is a predicted model, not a curated record. The transcript is spliced from 2 exons. Bases 1 to 906 code for a protein of 301 amino acids.
AUGGCCGAUUCCAACACCGCGGCCCACCGGCCGAGCUAUCCUGCCGGCACUAUCGCCAAAGUGUCAACCGAUAUACUGAACGAAACCUUUCACAACAUUAUCCAUGACCUCGUUGCAAAGGUCCAUCGUGAGGAGAAGGUGGCGCGAAUGCGCUCCGCAGUCGUGGUGGCUCGGCAAAAGGCCGAGGAAGGAGCUAUCAUUCCAGAGGAUACCGCCAGCAAGUCACUGGUCGAUGGAAAACCGAGAGAGGUCAAUAUCGAUGCGAACAAGCUCGCGAAUACCCACCUGGAGACCGACGCCGCCAUCUUCGACCACGGAAAAGUACACCUGAAAGGCAAUCCCCUCCAUACCGUGAAGGAGAUCAUCUGCCCGGACUGCCGACUCCCUCGUCUAACCUACCCUCCAGUUGGGGCAGGAUACCGACCUCCUCCGGACCCGAACAAGAAAUACUGCGAGAAUGGGCCGAUGAUCACCCUACCUGGCCACGAUGUCCACGGGAAACUAUUCGCCAUCAUGCCGAACCCGAAGAAACGCAAGGAUCAAAAAGAUAGCACCAUCCCCGAGGUUCCGACAAGCAAGUGCCCGAUUUGUCCACGAUAUUUCGUCAUGAACAGAGUAGCACAACACCUGGACCGUUGUAUGAAUAUCUCCGGGCGCAACAGUACCCGCAACAAGACACCAACAGAUAGCGGCGCCAGCGGCGCCAGCAGCCCGACCUCCUCAGCGCCAAAGCGUCCACACGAAAAUGAAGACGAGGGUGGUAGCCCUAGCCCAACGAAGAAGAAGAAGCUCAAUUCUUCUAAUAAAAAGGGCUCGAGUAAUAAGCCCGGGCCCAGCAAGCUGAAGAACUCGUUCACAGUAGAGGAACACGACGAUGACAUCAAGAGCGAGAAUGCCGAUGCCUAA